UAUCGUGGGUGACUCUCGACAGCCAACUAUGAUGGCUCAUUCCAGGAUCCUAGAGGUCACACUCCUUUCCGCCGAAGAUCUUCUCGAGGUCUACAAAACCAUGAAGACCUACGCCAUUGUUUGGGUCCAACCCGACCGGAAACUCGCAACCGGUAUUGACCAAACCGGCGGAACCCAUCCUGCUUGGAAUGACAAGUUCUCGUUCCGUGUCGAUGACAAGUUUCUUAGCUCCGAGGAGGACGCUAAGAUUUUUGUUGAGAUUUACGCGGCUGCUUGGGUUAAAGAUGCCUUGGUCGGAUGCGUUAACGUUAACAUCAACGAUAUUUUCCAUUUACGCUCCGUUACCGACUCUAAGAUCAACAACAACUCCACGGCUAGAACCGUCACGCUUCAAGUCCGCCGUCCCUCGGGCCGCCCUCAAGGGAUUCUCAACAUGGAAGUUUCCCUCGUUGAUAGUACCAUGCGUAGCUUGCCUUUGUUAGAAGAACCUAUACCAAAACCAACUGAAAAUGAUCACCACGAGGACGAUGAAUCGCAAAACGACAAGCUAAAUGUAAACGUUAAUGCGAAAAUGACCCGUUCACAAAGCGACAGAACCGAGUUAAAAAUGGAAGAUAACUCAAUGGAAAGGCCUGUAAAGGGUUCGACUAUCAAUGGUGGUUUCGAUGCCAGUGAGUUGGACGAUAAAUGCAAUGGCAGCAUGGUGAAUGGUGGUAGCAUGGUGAACGGUGGCUCUGUAUGUAGCACCGAUGUGGGGCCAUCAGCUUCCGUGGUAGCCGCCGCCAUUGCACAUGGCUUGUACAAACCACCGGUAAACAACCAAGUUCAGACGAAAGAAAAUUUAAGAAUAAAGGAAUGGACAAGGAAAGAGAGAGAAGAAGAAGAGCUAGAAAUGAAGAUAGAGAGGUGGGAAACGAAAAUCCCACCGGCGGCAACCGUAUCCCGGAAAUCGAUCAGAGGGAAAAAAGGAAAGGGAGGGAGUACCAAGUUGUUCUCAUGUUUUAGUAACUCAUUCGGGAUUGAGAUUUCCAUUACUUGUGGAGGAAAUGAAGCACAAGGAGGCAUUAAUGGCAAUGGCAGCAAUUAUAAAGUUUAUCAUCUAAGCGAUGCGGAUGAUGAUUAUAGCCAAUCUAUUGUUUGAAUCUUAUUCAAUUCACAUAUGGAACAGCAAGAAUUCGAAGCUUUAAUUUUAUUUUUCUCCAAAAUAUGAGUUAUAUAGUUGCCUUUUUGGGGUUGGAUACACUGUUGUCAA
Messenger RNA from Gossypium raimondii (Peruvian cotton), 1252 nucleotides. RefSeq lists its product as uncharacterized. Gene Ontology annotation, biological process: defense response. Bases 29 to 1141 code for a protein of 370 amino acids. The transcript has a single exon. The record is from RefSeq and is a predicted model, not a curated record. NCBI's taxonomy places the organism in Eukaryota, Viridiplantae, Streptophyta, Magnoliopsida, Malvales, Malvaceae.